AUGGAGCCGAGCUUGAAAGAGGUGAAGUUCCAGGAAGCCGAGUGGCCUGACUUGCUGGAGGCUGCCGUCACGGCCGGGGCAGUUUCUGGCCGAGUCCUAGUGAAUUCCUCAGAGCCCUGGUCUUUUGCAAGUGCCGUGAGCCUGGCGGCUUUGCAUACUGCCAUUCCCAUAGAUGCAGGCAUCUCCUUGAAGCGUUCCCUCCCGGUGCUUGCGGACCUGCGUGGGAGAUGGGCUUCCCAGGCGGAGGCGACCCAAGCGCUGGUCCGGGAAGGUGUCUUGAAGAACGUGACGAUGUCGCGCAUUGUCGUGCAGACUCCGCAGCUACUCGCGGAAGGGUUCUUGGUCGACUUGGCUGUGAAGGACAAGCUCUUCGUAAUGUGGCUCGAUGACCUGUGUACCAAUGGCACGCAGGGGAACCUGCUUUUCAGGCAGGUGACGGAGUUUCUAUCGGAAGCCGGGAGGGAGCUGUCCAUCAUGGGAUACUUCGCAGGCUCCGAGGUGGUGGCAGACUGCACCUCCAGUCACUCUGAGAUCUCCCUCGUUUCAGACUUCGCUCCGAACUUGGCAUUCUUCUCGCUCCUUCCGCCGGUGGUGUCGUUGAAGCAGGUUCCUCUGCUCCCCGUACCGAAGUACGACCCCUCCAAGAUCUACGUGGCUCUCCUGUCUUCGGACGGGGACAAUAUGCAGCUGGACUACAACUCCCUGAGGCCUCGCAUGGAGGAGCGCCUGGCACUCUGUGCGAGAGACCGGGACUUGGGGAGCUCCGCCGCUCCGAGGGCUUUGUGCCCUCCGGUGGGCUGGACGAUUUCAAACCGCCUCAUGGAGUUUGCGCCCACAGUGCUCCGAUGGUUCUUCGCUGCGGCAAACCGCACCAGGGACGCCGACAGCUUUUUGAUGGGGCCCAGUGGCUAUGGCUUCCUUCACCCAUCCUCCAACACCAAGCAAGCGAUCCUGAGGAACCUGACGGUGGAAGCCGCAGAGAAGCUCGACAUGUGCGCCUAUGUCCAUUGGGACAGCUAUAACCAGGAGCCUGCCAUGGAAAGGACGGUGGCUGCGUACGCACACACGACGAUCCGGGCCGUCUUCUCUCCGGUACAGCCAGCUUUUCCUCCGGUGGUAGCCAAAGACAUCGUAACAUUUACUGAAACGAAGCGGUGGUUUACUCAGGACCGCCCAGAGGACAUUGCCAAGCAUCUCAACAGCUUGCUUCCAGGAAGCACCGUCUUCUUGUACAAGAUCCACGAUGUAUCAUUUGCGGAUGUGGAGGCCAUGGCCGCGGCGCUGAGCAGCAACGUUGCCAUGGUGGGGCACAGGGAGCUCAGUGCGAUGAUGCACGAGCACUACGGGCUGCCUAAUGGUGCCAGUUUAAGCAUCGUCGUAUAG
Messenger RNA from Symbiodinium necroappetens, 1383 nucleotides. The record is from the annotation of a GenBank genome assembly. Lineage: Eukaryota; Dinophyceae; Suessiales; Symbiodiniaceae.